Messenger RNA from Penicillium subrubescens, 735 nucleotides. RefSeq names its product PX domain-containing protein YPT35. Bases 1 to 735 code for a protein of 244 amino acids. NCBI's taxonomy places the organism in Eukaryota, Fungi, Ascomycota, Eurotiomycetes, Eurotiales, Aspergillaceae. The transcript has 5 exons. The record is from RefSeq and is a predicted model, not a curated record. Gene Ontology annotation, molecular function: phosphatidylinositol-3-phosphate binding. Gene Ontology annotation, cellular component: endosome.
AUGGAGCCUGCGACUGAGGAGGUCGCACCGGCUUCGGCAUCGGCAUCUUUGCCACAGCCACAAUCCCAGUCGCAGCUCUCCUCCCCGCACGAGAAUGGGAAAACCCCCGUCGUCGCCGAUAAGAACGUGUCCCUCGAUAACAAUGACAAUGAAAAUGCGCCCGACCACGAUAAUCGAAACGGCACUCCCAAUCCCGAUUCCACAACCCUAGAAAGCGCCGCAUCAAGCACAAAAUCCCGUCCCGUCUCCAGCGUCGUCCCACCCUUCUGGCAACGCCAUGAACGGUCGGUGUCGAGGGCAUCGCUGAGCUCGCUGGCGCAGAGCAGGAUUAUUCGGUUGGAGGAUCAUACGGCGGAUCCGGAUUCGGAGACGAGUCGGGGAUUGUGGGCGAGGAGUGUUGCUAUUGAUGAUCAUGUUGUUGUACAAGGGAAGAGUGGGGUGGGGUCUUAUGUUGUUUGGAAUUGUGUGAUUCAGACGCUUGAUGGAGGUCCGAUUGUUGUUCGAAUGAGAUACUCCGAAUUCGACGAUCUACGCCAAAGACUCGAAUCCGCAUUUCCACACGCUAGAAAUGCCCUUCCAGCUUUGCCCCCGAAAAGUGUACUCUUUAAAUUCCGCCCCAAAUUUCUCGAAUCCCGACGCAUCGGUCUAGAAUAUUUCCUCAAUUGUGUCCUCCUAAACCCCGAAUUCUCCAGCUCACCCAUCGUCAAGGACUUUCUCUUUGGUCGUUUGUCAUGA